GAAUAAGGGGAUCAAACUUAAAACAAUAUUCAUUCGACUUCCUUUGGUGGUAAACAACAUGACCAAACAAACGGAGGCAGGGUCAUGUGCGGCCCUUACCUUCUUCACUGACUAUGUCUUCUUGUCUUUACCAUCUUUAUUAUGCCUUGAUCUUUCUUUAUGUGACACGGGCAGUAGUCUAGCAUAUCUGUAGAUAGUGAAAAGGACAAUAUCGGUAGGUUUGUAGCAGCAGGUGUGAGGUGGCGUAUUUUGUUUAGAUAAUUGUGGAAUGUAAGGGAUGCAUUUUUGGGCCUAUCUUUUGAAUAUCGCUGAAAUUGCGCGCCACCUACCAUAUACGACUACUGAAUUACAGUAUAUAUGAAUUAGUGAUAAGUGGGUCAGAACAGGGAGUGGUAAGUCACCUCGCGGGUGUACGAGCCUCGUCACAAGAAAGGGACAUGGUUCUUCAGUAUUUUAUAUUGAAUAGGAGUGAGCGUGGAGGUGACUCCAGCAUGGCCAGGUGUGCCCUCUGCCAUCUAGUGUUCCCAUCCCGUCUGCAGUUAGUGGAGCACUUCAGUGAGGCACACAGCAUUGCUAGGCAAAGGUCUAGACGCUCCAGAGUGGUAGAGGCCAUCAGGAAAGUUACACUUGAGGCACAUGUUCCUGAAGUGGUUACUGUGAGUGAUCAGGAGGAAGAGCCCAGCUUCACCUUAACCUCCAGACAGCCACUCUCGUGCUCCAGUUGUGAAACUUUAUUUGCCACACCAGCAAGUUUGAGGGAACACCAGUGUGUCAGUGGGGAUGAGGCUGUGCCCAAGAAACAGCCAGUAGUCUGUCAGUACUGUGGGCAGAAGUGUAAGGACCGACGCGGGGCUGCUAUCCACCAAGCAUUUUGUGAGAAAAAGCUUAUGAACCUCCCGGACCUCACUUCCAGUCACCUUGAGAAUAAUAAUAUUCCUAAAACUAAUAAAUGUGUGGCAGUGUUACCAGAGUGUCCUGCAGAGGACUGUGGAGCAAUAUUUAAGACAGAAGACCAGCUGACAAGGCACAUGCAGAGACACCAUGGAAAGGAGUGUCAAAGUGUUGCAGAUAUUAAUCUUAUUCCCUCACAGCAACCCCCAGCCACUAAGAUGUCCACAGAAAUCAGUCCCCGGUCAGUUCAGCCGCCCCUUGUGACUGUCACCAUGAAACCACAUGUGGGGAAAACAGAAGGACUCCAAGAUCUCUCACUCCUCAUAACUCCAGCAAAAGUGACGGAAGAAUCUCCAGAAUACCUUUCAUAUGAUGAAGAUAAUUAUUCUUCACCUAAAGAGAGCAGCAGGAAGGAAGGGCCAGCCAGCAUCACCGUGGAGGAGUACCGGGCUCUGGAUGCUGCCUCUGGGAUCAAGUGCGAGUCAGUUCUUUAUGUCACCGAGGAUGGAACUGUUUUGGAAGCAACCGAUGUGGAGGAUAGCAGCCCCAUAGAUGUUGCAAGAGAGGAAGAAACCUAUAUCAUUGUGACCAGUGGUGACAAAGGUAGAGUUGACAAAAAGUGGCAAUGUUCUGUUUGCCGAAAGUGUCUCGUGAGUCAGGACUCACUGAGUGCCCACAUCUCUGAGAAGCAUUCAUUACUUGAUAGUGAGAGUAUGCAGAUCAAACAUGAACCAAUGGACACUAAGAAUGAUAAUAUGACCCAAGAAGAUAUGGAGGAGCUGCAUGACAGAGGUGGUGAUGAUGAUGAUGAUGAUGAAGAUUGGGAAUUAGUCACCUUAGGGAGAAAGAAGAAAACUGGAAUAAGUGUAAAUAUUAAGAAGGGAAAAUUAGAAUAUAAAUGUAGCUUAUGUAAACGUCACUUUCUCUCUGAAUUAGGUUAUCAGACUCAUGUUAGAAAUAAGGAAUGCAAGACUAAGAAAUUCAAAUUACCAAGAAUGUUUUCAUGUCAUUUUAAACAAUGUGAUUCCACAUUCUUUAAAUUGACGGAGUUGCAGAGACAUUGGCAAAUUGCUCAUAAGUACUCUAUGGCAUGUAAGAACUUAAAAUUUGAAGAUGAGAAGUCUUUCACAGAUUGGCUCAUCACUGAGGAGGAGAAGCACAAGGUGAGGUUUACAUGUGAUGUAAAACGACGCAAACCUCACCGCUCAGAGAAGUUACUUGUUUGUCAUAGGUUUCACCACCUGCGGACAGCUGCAGCACGGAAGAAUGCCAACCGGGAAUACUCUGAUAGGCAUAACUGGGUCCACAAGAUCCAACCAUGCCUGUGCUAUGCUCGUCUAAAAGUUUACCAGCAAUUCAGUAAAGAGACAUGUGACUAUACGGGGAAGAUAUCAGUGGUGUACUAUCAUGAACACUCACACCCAAAAAACACCCAUUUGGAGGAUCAAGAGGAGGUUCUGGAACACGUGCUCCAGCGCAAUAAACGGAACAGAGACAAACAAUUUCAAGACCUAAAAGGCAAUGAGAAACUCCUUCAUCGCCAAAAGCUGGAAAGGUUGGCCCGCCUUGCUGGGAGAGAGUCUCGAAUAGCCAGGAGUACAAGGAUAGCAGAGUGUGCUGGGAAGCUGGAGAACAUAACUGCCAAUGACAAGGCAGAUGACCCUUCAGUACAAGUAGACCACAACCUUAUGGAGUCAGAUGAGCUUUUCUCCUCAGAGGUAGAGAUGGUCCUUGAUGGUCAGUUUGACAUGGGCCCUGAAGAGCUGGCUGGGCCUGUCGUCACUCCCUUGGACAGCCUUCAUAUCUUCCCAAAUGACCGAGGAAGUCAGGUUACCUUCAAGGAGGAGGAGCAAGGGAUUAGCACAAAUGAUGACCAAAUGCAGGAACAACAAACAUGUCAGGAGGAAGAGGAGGAAGUGGAGAGAGGAGAAACUGAAGCCACAGUACAAGCAGUCCUGCCUGCCACCAGCGAGGAUUGGGCCAAGGUUUUUGAGAUGGUGCGGGCACGUGUGGAUAAGGAGGAGGAUGCAGCUAUCAAGGCUGCAGCUGCACUUCUGUUGCCUUAUGAGAGAGUGAUAGAACUUGUGACACCUGCAGAACAAGUGCCUAUCUUUCGCCAGCUGUGGGACUUGGCAUGCCCUUCUCGUCAAUCACAUGAGGGUUUUGACUUUGAGAUCAUGGUUCUGAGAUAAGCCAUCUGAUGCUCUCAACCUUGCUCUUGUGAGUUUCCAAGCUCUCACCUCAUCUCUGGAGAACUUGUGGCUCAAGUGAGAGCUCAGAGAGCAUUAUAACCAGACCUUUCGUAACAUCUGUGGCAAGUCUACUUAGGUGUCCUCCAGGAGACUGGCAAGCUUUCACAGUGAGGGGAAUCUGAAUUUAAAUCUGUCCUGAGACUGUGACUGCCAUUCUGUAUUUGAUCUGAUGAAAGUUUCCUUUUAUUUUCUAUGCCUCAUUCUUACCACUUCCAGUCAUAAUGCACAGUGUACAUCUUCAAGCACUAAUUUAUCUGCUGUUCUUGAGAGUGCACAACAGAACCCCAUCACUUGAGUUGACUGGUAACAAAAUAAUGGGAAAAGAUCACAACAUGCCUCCUCCUCCUCCUCUUUCGCUUUUAGAGAGUCAUCUCUCACUCAUUGGUUCCAAUACAAUAUACUGUAUAUGAUCAAAUAACCUAACUAUUCAUUGAUCAGUCUGUCCUUUUUCCUUCCACACAGUAGCAACCAGGCUGGUUUCCUUUGCCUGCAAUGCAUGGUAAUGUGUGUGUGCUUCACAUAGUAAUACAGUACCAUCACACUGGAGGUCAAGCAGUCUUAAGGCUAUUCUGUGAACAAGAGGGUUGUGGUAAGUGAUGUCAGAGAUCUGUGUAUAUGUAUAUAUAUAUGUAAUAGGCUGACAUCUCCAAUAAGGAAGUAGCCUUAUUGUUUAAGAGUAAUGCUUAUUUAUUUUGAUUAUUUAUUGGUAGUCAAUGACAGAUAUGCAUUUUGUGUGCCUAUAACCUGUAUAAAAUAAUGUACAAAACUUUAAUACAAAGUUAAAAAC
Scylla paramamosain (green mud crab) is the source of this 3930-nucleotide messenger RNA. RefSeq lists its product as uncharacterized. Gene Ontology annotation, molecular function: DNA-binding transcription factor activity, RNA polymerase II-specific; RNA polymerase II cis-regulatory region sequence-specific DNA binding. The coding region runs from base 438 to 3083 and encodes 881 amino acids. The record is from RefSeq and is a predicted model, not a curated record. Lineage: Eukaryota; Metazoa; Arthropoda; Malacostraca; Decapoda; Portunidae. The transcript has 2 exons.